CCCAGGGAAGCUCCAGCAUUGCCCAGGGUUUGGGGGCUCCCCAAACCUGGAGCUCCCGUGCCCCACCUUCUCCACGCUCUGGCCGUUGUUCCGGGCUGGAGCAGAGCCCAGCUAAAUUUAGAAGGAUCGAUUUCAACCCCCGCCUCUGCCCCGCGGGGGGAAAGGACAGAGCAAAGGUGGCCGGGGACGAGGAGCCACGGGGGGCUCCCUUCUCUGUCCCCUGGAGGGGCUCGUGGGACCCCAAAUUCAUCCAUCAGCAGGACCAUGGAGGAGCCCAGGGGGGCUGGAAUUUUCCUGGGUCGUGCCACGGGUCUCUGUGGCUGUCACUCGGGGCAGAGCUGGUGACAAGGACGCGGGGAAGGAGCUCCCUGAGGAGGCUGGUCCAGGGGAGCUGCUGAAUGAAGCUGGGAGCUGCUGGUGGGUGAGAGACCCCCCCAAGCUCUGCAUGGAUGGGAAUGGGGAGAGCUGCCCACAGUAGGAGCCCAGGGCAGCUGGAAAACCCCGGCCUCUUCCUCCGAGCUUUCCUGCUCCUCUUCCUCCUCAGGCAUGUCUCUUCCCAGUGCAAAAUCCUCCGCUGCAACUCGGAGUACGUGGCGGCCACGCUGCACCUGCACGGGCCCGAGCGCGGCGCCGCCUUCUGCACCGCGCUGCGCUCCUACUCGCUGUGCACGCGCCGCACCGCCCGCACCUGCCGCGGCGACCUGGCCUUCCACUCCGCCGUGCACGGCAUCGAGGACCUCAUGAUCCAGAACAACUGCUCCAGGGAAGGGCCCACGGCUCCUCCGCGGCCCCGGCCCGCGGCGCCCAACGCCGCGCGCGGCUUCGAGUCGCUCGGUAUCUGCGAUUACGAGAGGAGUUUCCUCUACAAGCACGGCCGGCCCCCUGGUUUCCAGCACUGCUCUGCUUUUGGGGACCCCCACAUCCGAACCUUUCACCAUGAUUUCCACACCUGCCGGGUGGAGGGCUCCUGGCCGCUCUUGGACAAUGAUUACCUGUUUGUGCAAGCCACCAGUUCGCCGGUGGCCAAGGGGUCCAACGCAACGGUCACCAGCAAGCUCACCAUCAUCUUCAAAAACAUGAAGGAAUGCAUUGACCAGAAGGUCUACCAGGCCGAGCUGGACAACCUCCCCGCAGCCUUCCAGGACGGCUCCACGGACGGCGGCGCGCGUCCCGGCGGGAGCAGCUUGUCCAUCCGGGAGCGCAGCCCCGGCCGGCACGUGGAGAUCCGCGCCGGCUACAUCGGCACCACCAUCGCCGUGCGCCAGGCCGGCCGCCAGCUCUCCUUCUCCAUCCGCGCCGCCGAGGAGGUGGCCAGGGCCUUCACGGAGGAACAGGACCUGCAGCUCUGCGUGGGUGGCUGUCCCCGCAGCCAGCGCAUGUCCCGCAGCCCCCGCGGGCGCGGCCGCGUCCCCGCGGAGACGGCGCGGGCGCUCUGCCGGGAGAUGCUGCCGGUGGAGGACGUCUACUUCCAGUCGUGUGUCUUCGACGUGGUCACCUCAGGGGAUGCCAACUUCACCAUGGCAGCGCACGGGGCGCUGGAGGAUGCUCGGCUCUUCCUGCCCGAUGCUGAGAAGCUCCACAUCUUCCAGGCUGGGGGAGGCUGCCAGCUCAGCUCUCCAUCGUUUCUCCUCCUCCUCUUCCUCCUCCCAUGUGGACUUUGGGCUGUUUUGUUGCACUUUUAAGCCCUGCCUGCUCUGUAGGGAAGCUGUGAGAGCUGCUGGCUCCACCUUGAGGGUUCCUCACCUUGAAGGAGGUGUCUCAGAGACCCAAGAGAGGGACCCCUGGUUUGCACCCUCUGGUCUCACGGGGAUGGUGCAGCUGCUCCCAGCUCCUCUCCUGAAGGCAGUUCCAAAUUUUCCUGUUCCAUUCUGACACGUUCCUUUUCCCCUGAGGAUGUGGCAUUGCAGUUCAUCAAAAAAAAAAAUAAACCCCCAGGGUUAGCAACCCCCUCUGUCCCUCAGAGCCUUUCCAUAAAUCACUUCCCACCUUUCUCCCCCUGUUAACCCAGCAGAAUUCCACUCAGGAACCCGACAGAUCCAGAAAUAACAGACUCAGAGCCCAAUUUUUAGCAGUAAAAAAAAAAAAAAUUUAAUGGAUUUGGGACCCUUCACUCAGCUGCUCCCAAAGCAGAGCAAGGCCGCAAAUAAUUUUGGGGAACUUUGUGACCAAGAGGGGAACUUUUGAGUAGAAAUCAGCUGGUUUUGUCCAUGUGCUCCUCUUCCAGGAUAAAUAACAAGUGAAUCUCCAGCAGUGGGAGCUGUGGAGCUUGAGAUCUCCUCUAUCCCAGGCCACUGUUGCUGUUUGUCCUUGUUUUCUUGGCACCUGUUGUGGACUCAGCUUAGCCGGGUCUGGACUUGGGAACCGGUGUCAGGUUUUAGGGAGGACAAAACACCCCUUGGGAAUUCUCUCCCUUGGGCCUGGAUUCUCUGUCGCUGCUCAAAUCCAACCCAAACUGGAGCUUUUUGUUUGGAAAACCAGAAUUCCAGCUGGGCACACGGAGGGGCAGGGUGUUGCCCCGUGGAAGGUGCAGGGCUGCAGAGGGGAGGGCAAAUUUCGCAUAUUUCAGAGGAUUUCAGUAAAGCAGAUGGAGCUCUACAGCAGAAAUCUUUUCCUUAGGGAAGACUUUCCUUUAUUUUUAAUAAAAUGUUAAAAACUUGGCCAGCCCUGUCCCACAGAAUUGCAGGAAGGGCUUGUGGACGUGGGGGAAAAGGGAAUUUCCGCCCCUCCAGGCACGGAGGCUCCCUCGGGGGAGGUUCUGCAAUCCAAGUUUCAACACAUCCACGGGGUUUUCUCUCUCUUUACUCUUUUGUGCCAAGAGCACAAAGAACACACAGGAAAUAAUUUCAUGGACAUCACGAAGAGUUCCUCCUCGGAUGGGGGCUCGGAGCACGCAGUGAGGAGCAGGAGACCCGCUCCGUGUUUUUUACCCUGCUCCUGGUGAUCCCUGAUGGGUUUGACAUUAAAGGGUCUAUUUCUGA
Haemorhous mexicanus (house finch) is the source of this 2978-nucleotide messenger RNA. It is a transcript of the gene HJV, whose product is annotated as hemojuvelin BMP co-receptor. NCBI's taxonomy places the organism in Eukaryota, Metazoa, Chordata, Aves, Passeriformes, Fringillidae. The transcript has 4 exons. Gene Ontology annotation, biological process: BMP signaling pathway. Gene Ontology annotation, cellular component: plasma membrane. Bases 450 to 1682 code for a protein of 410 amino acids. The record is from RefSeq and is a predicted model, not a curated record. Gene Ontology annotation, molecular function: coreceptor activity.